Eimeria acervulina is the source of this 717-nucleotide messenger RNA. RefSeq lists its product as hypothetical. The transcript has 9 exons. The coding region runs from base 1 to 717 and encodes 238 amino acids. NCBI's taxonomy places the organism in Eukaryota, Apicomplexa, Conoidasida, Eucoccidiorida, Eimeriidae. The record is from RefSeq and is a predicted model, not a curated record.
AUGUACGGCCAAGAGGAGACUUUCGCCAGGAGCUUUGACAAGGCCACUUCUGUCUGCACGGUGGUUGCAGCAGUAAGCCUUGCCACAGGCCUCCUGUUUGCCAACAGCUUGUGCGACAUGGACCUGUCAGAGUGGCACAUCGUGAAUGCAAUUUUGUGUGGAUCUCUCGCCGCAGCUGCUCAUUUCGCAACCCGUGUGAAUCCUAGAGCUAUGCAAGCUGGAUUCAGAGUAUACAAGGCGGAGACAUCUAUGCGGGAACUGAUGUCUGAAGGCGUUCUAUCCGCCGCGGCAUCUGUUGCGCUCGUGGCAUGCCCAGCACUUCUACUCUUCUGGUCUGCUCGCGGAUUCGCGAGCAUGGGUGUUGGGAUCUGUGCCGAGUCCGCCCCGAUGUUCUUCGCCAUCUCGUUGUCAAUUAUGCUUGCUGAAGCCGCAGCGCUCAUUUACGUUAUAGGCCGCAACCUUCAAGCCGCCGGCUACUCGCUGGACAAGCUGAAGUACCAGGGAGAGAUGCUCCUCGCCAGAGCAAAGGAUCUUGCCUCCGACUGGAGCAGGAACGGUUAUCACUACGUGAUGCGCGCGUAUGAGAACGUCAUCCCCACGAUUAAGCAGAUCAUACACUCUCUGCUUGAGAUGGUGCAUCGCAUGUGGGAGCAAAGACCCCGGUGGAUGAACGCCUCCUACUGGGCUGGAUCCGAGGGUUCCUACCUCCUCCGCUGA